Molecule: messenger RNA, 505 nt
Organism: Cyprinus carpio (common carp)
Lineage: Eukaryota; Metazoa; Chordata; Actinopteri; Cypriniformes; Cyprinidae
Product: V-type proton ATPase subunit D-like
Exons: 3
Coding region: 37-315 (92 amino acids)
Cellular component (GO): proton-transporting V-type ATPase complex
Molecular function (GO): proton-transporting ATPase activity, rotational mechanism
Source: RefSeq, a predicted model, not a curated record
CUUUUUUUGCUUUUAAUAAACAUUUCUCAAUGUCUAAUGCGAUUCAUUCACAUACAGACCUCUUUUGUGACGCUGGACGAGGCCAUUAAGGUCACAAACCGCCGUGUGAACGCCAUCGAGCACGUGAUCAUUCCCAGGAUCGAGCGCACGCUCUCGUACAUCAUUACUGAGCUGGAUGAACGAGAGCGAGAGGGUAAUUCUACAGGCUCAAGAAGAUCCAGGAGAAGAAGAAGCAGCUCCGUGAGAGGACGGAGAAGGAGAACGCCCUGCGUAAGGCUGUGCUGGGGCCGAUCGCCGAGCCCGCGAACAUGCUGAACGAAGAGGCCGACGAGGACCUGCUGUUCGAAUGAGACCCCAGCAUCUGUGCUGCACCCGCAUCAUAUUUAUUCUUUGUGCCUGGAAGGCCGAGCUUUACGUGAAAAGUGGAAGCUCUUGUUUUGUGUGUAUGUUGGUGCCGUGGCACUUCUUUGUUUAUAGUACAUCAGACGGUGCGAAAAUUUGAUGG